This is a messenger RNA of Plectropomus leopardus (leopard coralgrouper), 595 nucleotides long. NCBI's taxonomy places the organism in Eukaryota, Metazoa, Chordata, Actinopteri, Perciformes, Serranidae. The record is from RefSeq and is a predicted model, not a curated record.
UGCAGAUCACUUGUUGUCGUGAAGCCAUGGUGAUGAAGUGCACUGCUGUGUGCCUUGUGGCACUGGCCCUGCUUGCCAGCUUCUGUGAUGCUCAAUACAAGCCUUCAAAACCUAGAUACCAGAAGCCAGCACCACCUACAAGACAGGAGCCCGUCAAACAGACCGCUCAAGAACCCCAACAGACAAAGCAGACAUUUGAGAAACCACUCACCUGGUCGUACCCUGAGGAUCCCAAACCUGAGCCCUCACCUGAGGUGCCUUUCGAGAUGAGACACCCUGUUCCUGCGGCAACUGUUGCUGUCGAGUGCAGAGAGAGGGAUGCUCACGUGGAAGUCAAGAAGGACAUGUUUGGCAUUGGCCAGUUCAUUAAUCCUGCCGACCUCACCCUGGGAAACUGUGGUGCCGUCGCGGAGGACACGUCCGCUCAAGUGUUGAUUUUUGAGGCUGAACUGCAUGAUUGUCUCAGCACAUUGAGGAUGACAGAUGAUUCCCUCAUCUACACUUUCACAAUGAACUAUAAUCCACAAACUCUGGGCGCUUCACCUGUGGUGAGGACCAGCAGUGCUGCGGUGAUUGUGGAAUGCCACUACCCAAG